AUGGCGGCCUCCCAGCUGGCAGCACUGGAAGGGACGGAGCCAGGGCCCGGGGGACGGCCCCCGACUGAGGCCAGCCCCGGCUUCCUGUACUCCGAGGGCCAGCGACUAGCGCUGGAGGCUCUGCUGGGCGAGGGAGCGGAGGCAUUCGAGGCCUGCGUGCGGCGCGAGCGCCUCCGGCCCUUCCUGGGCGGAGAGGAGCUCCGGGGCCUGGUGGCAGCAGCUGAGGACUGGACAGCCGCGAAGCCUGAGUCCGGCGGGGCAGGAGAGGGAGCCGACGCCGCCCACAGGGUCUCGGGCAGCCUGACCUACUGGCCGGGACAGUCAGAGGAGGCGGUGCCUGUGCUGCGCCUGGGCUGGCCGGAGGACUCAGCCUGGAAAGGGAUCACCCGGGCCCAGCUGUACACCCAGCCGCCUGGUGAGGGCCAGCCGUCCCUCAAGGAGCUGGUGCACCAGGAGAUUCGGGCCGCCCACAAGCUGGUGGCCGUGGUCAUGGAUGUCUUCACCGACCCAGACCUGCUUUUGGACCUGGUGGAGGCUGCCACGCGCCGCUGGGUGCCCGUCUACCUGCUCCUGGACCGUCAGCAGCUGCCUGCCUUUCUGACGCUGGCCCAGCAGCUGGGGGUCAACCCCUGGUCCACUGAGAACCUAGACAUCCGAGUCGUGCGGGGCUGCAGUUUCCAGAGCCGCUGGCGUCGGCAGGUGAGCGGCAAUGUGCGGGAAAAGUUCGUGCUGCUGGAUGGCGAGCGGGUCAUCUCAGGAUCCUACAGCUUCACGUGGAGUGACUCCCGCCUGCACCGUGGCCUGGUGACCCUGCUGACCGGUGAAAUCGCCGAUGCCUUCAGCCGAGAGUUCCGGACGCUGUAUGCAACCUCCUGGCCGCUCCCGCCUGCGCCCACCCUGGGUCACUUUGUUAGAUCCUUGGAGAGGCUGCAGCUGGCUCACAGCCCACACCGUGUGGCCCACCGCUGCUCCGUGGCCCCCCUGUCGCCGCCACCACCGCCCGAUGGCUCACUGACCCAACGCCUGUCCGCCUGCCAAGUCUUCGAGGGGGACAGGCAGGAGACCCCGGCCGCGCCAGGGCCGGCUCUGAGCGACAUCCUGAGGAGCGUGCAGCGCGCCCGGAUCCCCAGCGGCCCCCCAACCAGGCCCAGCCGCUCCCUCUGGGACCUGAGUCGCCUGUCCCAGCUAUCGGGCUCUAGUGAUGGAGAAAAUGAGCUCAAGAAGUCCUGGGGCUCCAAGGACACACCAGCCAAGGCCCUGAUGAGGCAACGGGGUGCUGGAGGGGCCCCUGGCGGGGAGGCAGAUGCCAGUCCGCUGGCCUGGUCCCAGCCCCGGGGCGGCCCCCUGCCCCUCACCCCCGGCCGCCGCCUCCGCUAUCUGUCCCCGACCCGGAGGAGAUUUGCUGAAGAUGCUGCCUCCAAACUGUUGGAACCCAGAGGCAUCCGGCAGCCAGACGGGGCCACCCAGCCAGGACUCAGGGGGCAGCCCUGA
Molecule: messenger RNA, 1491 nt
Organism: Rangifer tarandus platyrhynchus (Svalbard reindeer)
Lineage: Eukaryota; Metazoa; Chordata; Mammalia; Artiodactyla; Cervidae
Source: the annotation of a GenBank genome assembly